AGGCAGCAGUUGUUCACCAUUAAUCAGUGUUUGGUCCUGACUCUACUUUCCGUUGAGUAUCAAAGCUCAGAGGCCAAUAGGCAGGAACGUGUGUCCUUACUGAAGCUGACAGCCUGUCAUUCCUACUCCGCUCCGCUAGGUGGCAGCAUGGGCCAUAAAGAGAAAAAAAGCUGGGCUGCUGUUUUUGGGCAUGUUUCAGAUUUAACACUUAUAAACUCUGCGAGCAAUUUUUUUUAUUUUUCGUAUCUCCGCCCGCGUCAUGUCCAGCAUCCAGCUCCUCCGGCUGCUGGUGAACGAGCGGCUCUGCGCGGCCGCGGAUGAGAUCUUCGAGGCGGUGAAGAAAACCAUUUCAGGCUACGAGGAGGAGCUGCUGCUCUCCAAGCAGGAGCUCCACCGGCAGCGGAGGAUGCUGCAGGGGGCGGCCGAGCCUCAGGACCGCAGAGGCCGGCACUCAGAGGAGCUCCAGUUGAGCCUGGCCGUCUGGGACGAGGACUUCACCUCUGAUCAUCAGCAGGUGGAGGAAAAGCCUGAUCUGGCCUCGGACUCCGAGUCAAACCAGAACGCCUCCAGUAUCGGUGGGAGGAGUCAGACUGAGGGGUGUCCGGACCUGCAGGAGAGCAGCAUCAUCCAGGUCAAAUUCCCGCCUCCUUAUCUACGGAGCGGUACCAGUCCAACCGGGUUUAUUGAGGCGGUCGUUAAAGUGGAAGAGGAAGAUCCUCUGCCGAGCACCUCGGCCCAGCAGGAAGAGGCUGGGGAAGACUUUGCAGUUUCCUCUGAAGCUGACAGCGAAGAGGAGUGGAGGUCAAGCUCCCAGUCCAAAAGGCAAAUUAGCACCAAGAAGAAGAAGACAAAGGCAAACAAGAGGGUUCCUCAUCCUCCAGUCGCCCCCAAACUGAACCCCACCAAAAAGAACAAGUCUCCCAUCUGCUGCAAAAUCUGUGGCAGAGCCUUCCUCCUCACCGUGUCUCUGGUGAACCAUGUGCAAGUUCACUCCAAGGACAUCUGCGGCGUGUGCGGGGAACGCUUCGAUGGCGAGGAGAGGUUCGACGCUCACCUGAAAACACACGUCAAGGCGGAGAGCUGCAGCGUCUGCGGGAAGUGCUUCACCAGCUGCAGUGGCUUGGAGAUCCACAUGAGGAUCCACACGGGGGAGAAGCCGUUUGUCUGCAGCGAGUGCGGGAAGCGCUUCACCACCCGGGCCAACAUGGCGCGGCACGUCCGAACCCACACCGGCGAGAGGCCGUACACCUGCACCGUGUGCGGCAGAAGCUUCAACGACUACACCACCAUGAAGCGCCACCUGUUCCUUCACUCUGCCAAGAACAGCCACCUCGGAGAGUCCUCGUGCGAAAACGGCGACGGGAAGAGUCCGUCCUUCAGAGAACCGCGCGCUGUCUGCAAGGUGUGCGGCAUGUCGUUCCACUCUGUGGUGUCCCUGCUGAACCACGGCAAACAGCAUGAGACGGCGCUCUGCGACGUGUGCGGCGAUCACCUCGGCUCCUUGGACAGCUUAGCGGCUCACCUGGACACUCACAAAAACGGGAAGGUGUGCGACGUGUGCGGGAAGUGUUUUGACAGCCAGGGACACCUGGAGAUCCACAUGCGGAUCCACACUGGAGAGAAGCCAUUUGUCUGCACGGAGUGCGGGAAAUCCUUCACCACCCGGCCUCACCUGGUGCGGCAUCAGAGAAUCCAUACCGGGGAGAGGCCCUACACCUGCAGCUUCUGCGGUAAAACCUUCAACGACUACACCACCCACAAGCGGCACCUGCUGAUCCACAUCAAGAAGUCCAGCGUGGAAGGCGCCCCUGUGGGUCCAAGUGACCACAGUGAGACCAGUUCCAAUAAGAAACGCCGGCAGGUGCCCUGCAAGGUUUGCGGGGUGACCUUCUGCUCCAAAAUCUCUCUGGUGAAUCAUGCCAAAAUCCACGCCACGGACCUCUGCGGCGUCUGCGGCAAUCAGUUCGUGUCGAAGGAAAACCUCAAACUUCAUCUGAAAACCCACAUCAGCAAGAGAGUGUGCGACGUGUGCGGGAAGUGCUUCGACUCUCUGUUCCACCUGAAGGUGCACCAGAGGGUCCACACCGGGGAGAAGCCGUUCACCUGCAGCGAGUGCGGCAAGUCAUUCAACUUCCGGCAGAACAUGCUGCGCCACGCCAGGUGCCACACAGAGGAGAAGCCGUACGUGUGCACAGUGUGCGGCCGCGGCUUCAGCGACCGCAGCUUCCUCACGCAGCACCGGAACACGCACACGGGCGAGAAACGACACCGCUGCCAGGUCUGCGGGAACACCUUCAACCGGAAGACCUACGUCAGGCUCCACAUGAAGAAGGUUCACACAGCCGAGAAAUCCCAGAAGAAGAUGGAAGAUUGAGCUUUUUGACUCCCAAAGAUCCGUCUCAACUUCAGAACUGCGAUGGAAACUUUCAUCCAUGUUAACUUCACCCUGUUUUGAUGAAUAACAGAGCGGACCUUAGAAACAUUGAUCGGGUUUGGGUCAUUAUUCUGGGGACUGAGGAGGACCUCCUGUCGUUGGAUGGUCCGGUUCUAUCUUAGGCUGGGCAUACAGUGUACAAUAGGAGAUUGGGCCCGAAAAGGGCGGAAAGUCUUACAGUGUAUUCCCAGCCUUAAAGAUGAUAGAAGGUCCAUAAUCCAUCAUAGGAACGAGUACGUUUAAGUGGUUAGAGCAGGCAUACCCAAAGUCGGUCCUUGCAGGCCGCUGUCCUGCAGGUUUUUGAUGGUUCCCUGCUCUAGCAGAGCUAAUUAAUUUAGCCGUUAAUCAGCAAUCAAAGAAAGCAGGCUGGCUAGAGCAGAGAAACCUCUAAAACCUGCAGGACCGACUUUGGACAUGCCUGGGUCAGAGCAUCAUGAAGGCCUCUUCCAGCAUUAUGAGAAAAAUCAAGCUGCUGACGAUGAUCAGUGAUUAAAGUGCUUUAAACUUGCUGCGGCUCACAGCUAAAUACUUUUAUUUCCUCUUUGUUUUAUUGUUGUUUACUGUAAAAUUUAACUGUGACAUUUGAUCAGAGCAAAAAAGGUUUUUAUUCCAAAAUACGAAUUCUUGGCUAUUUAGCUCCUUCGAUGUGAUCCAUGCUGCCUUUUUUACAGCUGCUCAGCGCUGUGUAAAAAAUAAAUAAAAAAUAAAUAUGUGGCUCCUUGUUAGCUGAAUGUUUCUGCUGAUGGUGUGAAAAGAAAUAAAGGAACCAAAAUAAAAUGA
Molecule: messenger RNA, 3214 nt
Organism: Cyprinodon tularosa
Lineage: Eukaryota; Metazoa; Chordata; Actinopteri; Cyprinodontiformes; Cyprinodontidae
Product: zinc finger protein 260-like
Exons: 3
Coding region: 260-2374 (704 amino acids)
Biological process (GO): regulation of transcription by RNA polymerase II
Molecular function (GO): RNA polymerase II cis-regulatory region sequence-specific DNA binding; DNA-binding transcription factor activity
Source: RefSeq, a predicted model, not a curated record